Thecamonas trahens ATCC 50062 is the source of this 1875-nucleotide messenger RNA. RefSeq names its product acylase ACY 1. Gene Ontology annotation, molecular function: ubiquitin-like protein transferase activity. NCBI's taxonomy places the organism in Eukaryota, Apusomonadida, Apusomonadidae. The coding region runs from base 1 to 1875 and encodes 624 amino acids. The transcript is spliced from 2 exons. The record is from RefSeq and is a predicted model, not a curated record.
AUGAGCGUCGAGUGGGCCGAGCCGUGGCGGGCGAUCGAGUCUGCCAACGGGCUCUAUCUCGCGUGUGGGCCUGUGAUGCGAGGCGGCGAGGGCUGGGCUAACUUGACCCAGUCGACCGACGACGACUGGUUCGACGGCGGCGAGGUUGUCGACGGCGAGGUCGACGAGGCCGAAGCACUCCCAGCCGGGCAUGCCGCGAUGGUUCUCAGCUUUCACAUGGUGUACCACCCUGGCUACGCCGUUCCGGUCCUUUUCUUCGAGGCUGCCAACGAGGCUGGCGGCCCGAUGGGCCUGGCCGAGCUCUGGCCGCGACUACCGCUAUCUCGCGGAGUCGGAGCCGGAGCAGACGCCGAGCAGAUCCAGCUGACGUACCUGGCGCUGGCCGAGGCACCGCAUCUCCCCGGACGAGCCAUGUUGAUGCUCCACCCGUGUGAGACGGCGGCGGUGCUCGAGGCUGUUGUGACCGACGGGAGUGAGGCAGCGGACGAGGCAGCGGGCGAGGCAGCUGUGGAGGGAGCAGCAGCGGCGUCAAUCCUCGCUUCCCACGCAACAUCGCCAUUGGCCCAGUUUGGCCAGCGCGACAUGCUGCUCUGGCUCUCGCUGUACGGGCCGGCGGUCGGAGUCACGACAGGGACGCGAGUGGGCCCUGGGUUGGGCUCGGUGACGUUUACCUCGCGGCGGACGCAGGUGGCAGCUCCGCGGGGCAUGGUGGCGUCGUCGCAGGCGGCGGCAACUGCGGCUGGCCUGGCGGUGUUGCAGGCCGGGGGCAAUGCUGCCGAUGCGGCAGUGGCUACGGCGGCGGCGCUGGCGGUCACUGAACCGUGCUCGACAGGGCUUGGCGGCGAUGCCUUUGUGUUGUACUACGAUGCAGAGUCCGGCACGGUCCAGGCCCUCAACGGGUCAGGCAGAUCGCCGGCGGCGUUGGACGCCGAGGCUGUGGCGGCGGCCGUCACCGCGGCUGAUCCGGCUGCUGUCCGCCUACCAUGGGACUCGGUGCAUGCUGUGACGGUUCCAGGCGCGGCGGCGGCGUGGAUGGACACGCUGGAGCACUGGGGCUCGGGCGCAGUGACCGCCGCAGAGGUGCUGGCGCCAGCCAUCGCGCUUGCCGAGGACGGCUACGCCGUCGGCGACGUGACCGCCUGCGGCUGGACCGCCGGAAGCCACAAGCUGACCCGAAGCGGCAAUGCAGCCGGAAGCGAGCUGCUCACCGCUGGCGGCUGUGCGCCGUCGGCCGGCGAGAUCAUGACCAAUCCAGGCAUGGCGCGGGUACUCCGCACGCUUGCGUCCGACGGAAAGGCCGGGUUCUACUCGGGCUGGCCAGCGGCCGCCAUUUUGGACGUGCUCUCUGCACACGGCUCGUACAUGGAGGCGAGCGACCUCGAGGCGCAUACCUCGGAGAUUGGCGAGCCGAUCUCUUACGCAGUCGACGGAGUGCGGUUGUACGAGUGCGCACCGAACGGGCAAGGCCUGGUGGCGCUGGUCGCACUCAACAUCCUUGCAUCGCGGACCGAGGAGCUCAAGGCGCUUGGACACAACUCGGCCGGCUACCUGCACAUGCUCAUUGAGGCACUUCGGAUGGCGUUUGCAGCGGCCGGACCGUACGUGGCCGAGCCGAAGGCCCAUGGCGAGUUCGCGCACCUUCUCUCGCCCGAGUGGGGAGUGGCGGCAGCGGGCAAGAUCGAUGCCGGCAAGGCGAGUGCGAAUGGCGCACCAAGUGCAUCGUCAGACACGGUGUACUUUUGUGUGGUUGACGCGGAGGGCAACGCGGCGUCGGUGGUCAACUCCAACUACGAGGGCUUUGGCUCCGGUCUCGUUCCGCCCGGCACCGGCUUCACGCUGCAGAACCGCGGAUGCAACUUUGCGCUGCGGGGGUGA